CGCCUCUUCCUCCACAACGUCUUCUUUUGCAGCGCGAGUCUUGUUUCGCUUCACACGCCAGUAUCCAGCCAAAAUGUCUCUCUCCAACAAGCUGUCCAUCACCGACGUCGACGUCAAGGGCAAGAGGGUCCUGAUUCGGGUCGACUUCAACGUGCCCCUCGAUGAGAACAAGAACAUCACCAACCCCCAGCGAAUUGCCGGUGCCAUCCCCACCAUCAAGCACGCUCUCGACAAUGGCGCCAAGGCUGUCAUCCUGAUGUCCCACCUCGGACGUCCCAAUGGCGCUGUCAACGCCAAGUACUCCCUCAAGCCUGUUGUUCCCAAGCUGGAGGAGCUCCUUGGCAAGCCCGUCACCUUUGCUCCCGACUGUGUCGGCCCCGAGGUCGAGGCCAUUGUCAACAAGGCCGACAACGGCGCUGUUAUCCUGCUGGAGAACCUCCGAUUCCACAUUGAGGAGGAGGGCAGCUCCAAGGACAAGGAGGGCAACAAGACCAAGGCCGACAAGGCCAAGGUUGAGGAGUUCCGCAAGGGCCUGACUGCUCUGGGCGACGUUUACGUCAACGAUGCUUUCGGCACUGCCCACCGUGCCCACUCUUCCAUGGUUGGCGUUGACCUGCCCCAGAAGGCCGCCGGUUUCCUCAUGAAGAAGGAGCUCGACUACUUCGCCAAGGCUCUCGAGUCCCCUCAGCGACCCUUCCUUGCCAUCCUCGGUGGCGCCAAGGUCUCUGACAAGAUCCAGCUCAUUGACAACCUGCUUGACAAGGUCAACACCCUCAUCAUCUGCGGUGGCAUGGCUUUCACCUUCAAGAAGGUCCUGGACAACCUCGCCAUUGGUGACUCUCUCUUCGACAAGGCCGGUGCCGAGACCGUUCCCAAGCUGGUUGAGAAGGCCAAGGCCAAGAACGUCAAGAUUGUCCUGCCUACCGACUUCAUCACCGCCGACAAGUUCGACAAGGACGCCAACACUGGCCUCGCCACUGACAAGGACGGCAUCCCCGAUGGAUGGAUGGGCCUCGACUGUGGUGACGAGUCCAUCAAGCUGUACAAGGAGGCCAUUGACGAGGCCAAGACCAUCCUGUGGAACGGCCCUGCUGGUGUCUUUGAGUUUGAGAAGUUCGCUGGCGGCACCAAGGCCACCCUUGACGCUGUCGUCGAAGGCUGCAAGAACGGCAAGAUUGUCAUCAUUGGCGGUGGUGACACUGCUACCGUCGCUGCCAAGUAUGGCGUCGAGGAUAAGCUGAGCCACGUCUCCACUGGUGGCGGUGCCAGCUUGGAGCUGUUGGAGGGCAAGGAGCUCCCCGGUGUCACUGCUCUGUCCAGUAAGUAAAUUGCAUACCCUACUUAUGGGUCGAAUGAGCGAGAGGAAUAAAUUGAUGACGGGGGGAUAUGGCAUAAAAAGGUCGGCUCGGAGCACCCCAUCUAUAACGGAAAAAAGUAUAUAAACAUAUACCAGUGCGGAUAUGCAAAAUAAAAAGGUUUAACGUCAUUAUA
Molecule: messenger RNA, 1491 nt
Organism: Trichoderma atroviride IMI 206040
Lineage: Eukaryota; Fungi; Ascomycota; Sordariomycetes; Hypocreales; Hypocreaceae
Biological process (GO): glycolytic process; gluconeogenesis
Cellular component (GO): cytosol
Molecular function (GO): ADP binding; phosphoglycerate kinase activity; ATP binding
Source: RefSeq, a predicted model, not a curated record